AUGUUUUUCCUGGGAUCCCUUCUGCAGAGCAAGUUGCAGCCAACGCUCAUCACCUUCAAUGCGGCACUGUCGGCUUUCGACAGCACAGGUCUCUGGAUGGAGGCCUUGGGUGUGCUCGUCCAACUGCAAGACCACUGUCUUCUUCCAGACCUCAUCACCUUUCAUGCACUCCUUGCCUGCAACAAGACAGAGUGGCGACGUGCGUGCAUGUGGCUAACAGAAGUUGAUGGACGAUACCUUCAGAGAGAUCUCGUGACGCAAAGUGCUAUUAUCACCGCGUGUACCGCUGCCGAACAGUGGGAACUCUCAUUGUUCUUAGGGUCUGGUGAUGCUCACCGUGCCUCAGGUGCUGGCGAUGCUCACACGGUCACUGACACCAUUGUGGCCUGCGAUCGGGGGGGCAUGUGGGAGUCAACGCUAUGGUUGCUGGAAAGCAUGGCGGAUGUUGCAGUGGAAGGUGACACCAUUGCAUGCAAUGCUGCUAUGGCUGCCUGUGCUAGUCAGGGCGCAUGGUCGCAAGUGUUGUUUGGCUUGCGAGAACUACAGCUGAAGGAGCUAUCAGCUCUCGCGUAUGAUGCUGCAGUCGUUGCAUGCGCUAAUGCCGAAAAAGCAAGCUUCUCGGAAGACGGUCCCUCUCGACCUGACGAUGCUGGCUCUGACGAGGAGGACCCGGAGCUGUAUGAGCAGCUAUCCAAGCAGCGCCGCCUCGUCAAACGUGCUGAUACAGGUCAGGCCAAGAAGGGAGAGGCCGCACUCACGCAGGUGUCCGAGCGCAUCCAGGGCAUGGCUGGUGAGGAGGACGAGGAGAAAGAGCAAAAGGAGAAAGAACUCAGCAACGUGGCGUUGACUGCCACCACAGAGUUCUGCAACGUAGUGCAGACUCCGCUGGAGAAGAUAGAAACGCUGAAGCACGAGAGCUUCCGCGGCUCUACUCUGUACAAGCAGCAGGCGACCCAGCGAAAGGGCAUCGCAGCGGGUGAGCGAAAAGCUCGCAAGGCUGGGCUGCCCGAGGAAGUCCUGGCUGCUACGAAAGAUGCAGAAGAAGAUCUGGAGCAAACGCUCAUUGAGGAGUCUCUUGACCUUAGUUGUGCAAGUGGGCUUGAGUACCUGCGGGCGCGGUCACAGAUUGGCUGUGAUCAGGACUCGCACAGGAUCCGCAAGUUGGAUAAUCGUCCGCUAGAGAUGUCCACGGUCGAUGGCGAUAUCAAGCUUGAGUACCGAGACGAUUUCGGCCGGGUCCAGACGCCGAAGGAAGCCUUCCGGUCCAUUUCAUGGAAGUUCCACGGCAAGGUUCCUGGCCGAAAGAACAUGGAGAGGCGACUCCUUCGCUUAGAGAAUGAGAUGAGAUUGAAGAGCAUGAAUGUCAUCGAAGCUCUUCCUACCCUCAGGGCGCUGCGACAUGCACAGACAGCUGAAGCCAAGCCGUACAUGGUCCUGAGUGGUGCCAACGAGAAGUGA
Molecule: messenger RNA, 1458 nt
Organism: Symbiodinium natans
Lineage: Eukaryota; Dinophyceae; Suessiales; Symbiodiniaceae
Source: the annotation of a GenBank genome assembly